CAGACACAAUGUAUACACAUACAAACAGGCACACACCUUCGCAGCCUCAGUGCGGUGGCCUGACUUACUACAAACAGGAAAGCCUCCACACUCACACGGCUGUCUGCAGUGCACUUGUUACAGAGAUGAUGAAACUUGACCUGGAUUUCUGGCUGUGUAAAGAAUAACCUUCCCUGCUGGAGGCUUUGACUCUAGAGCUGACGGAUCCAAACACAGAGAGGGGAUUUAGGGGUUUGCGCUGCACUGGCGGGAGUCCAGCUCCUGCACUAGAGCUGCUCAGAAGUAACAGUGGAAUACAAAAAAAAAAGGAACAGCGCCUAUUUACAUGGACUGAUCAUGCUACGUCUUUCACCCUAACCUCCCUGUUUCUUCUGGCUGCUCAUUAUUUGCAGCUUCACUCGUGUCCACAAGGGAACUUUUAUCCCUUUAACAGGACCCAUCAGCUCAUCUUGCCAUCCUUUUAUCCAUCUCAUAAUGAACUCCUCUACCUCCAUUACAUCCCUAUUCUCCUUCACCAGCCCGGCAGUGAAGCGCCUGCUCGGCUGGAAACAAGGGGAUGAGGAGGAGAAGUGGGCGGAAAAGGCUGUAGACUCUCUAGUAAAGAAACUGAAAAAGAAAAAGGGGGCAAUGGAAGAGCUGGAGAGAGCCCUCAGCUGCCCUGGGCAGCCUAGUAAGUGUGUGACCAUUCCUCGAUCGCUGGAUGGGAGGUUGCAGGUGUCCCACAGGAAGGGUCUGCCCCAUGUUAUCUACUGCAGGGUGUGGCGCUGGCCUGACUUGCAGUCCCACCAUGAGCUGAAAGCCCUUGAGUGCUGCGAGUUCCCUUUUGGCUCCAAGCAGAAGGACAUCUGUGUCAACCCUUACCACUACAGGCGGGUGGAGACUCCAGUGCUGCCACCAGUUCUGGUUCCACGCCACAGUGAGUUCAACCCUCAGCACAGCUUAUUGGCAAAGUUCAGGAACGCUUCCCUUCACAACGAGCCUCUGAUGCCCCAGAACGCUACCUACCCAGACUCCUUCCCUGCCCUGCCCUGCUCCUCCUUCUCCUCCUCCCCUCCGUCAUCCUUGGCCCAGUCUCCCAGCUCACAGAGUUACCCCAACUCUCCCAGCAGCUCUGCAGAACCUGGCAGCCCAUAUCACAUCACAGCUGAGACUCCACCACCUCCGUACAGCAUGAUGGAGACAAACCCUCAAGAGGAUGUGAAGCCAAGCAACUCCACAGAGACCAUUAAACUCACAUUUUCUGCUCCACACAGAGAUUUAAGGCCUGUUUGCUACGAGGAACCUGAGUACUGGUGUUCCAUAGCUUACUACGAGCUCAACAACCGGGUGGGGGAGACUUUCCAUGCCUCAUCCCGCAGCGUCCUGGUGGACGGGUUCACAGACCCAUCCAACAACAAGAACCGCUUCUGCCUCGGCCUGCUUUCCAACGUCAACCGCAAUUCCACUAUUGAGCACACACGCAGGCACAUAGGCAAAGGUUUACACCUGUACUACGUCGGCGGCGAAGUGUAUGCAGAGUGUCUGAGUGACAGCAGCAUUUUUGUCCAGAGCCGCAACUGUAAUUUCCAGCAUGGCUUCCACACCACCACCGUGUGCAAGAUUCCCAGCGGCUGCAGCCUCAAGAUCUUUAACAACCAGCUGUUUGCGCAGCUUCUCGCCCAGUCUGUUAACCAUGGCUUUGAGGUCGUCUAUGAGCUCACUAAGAUGUGCACCAUCCGCAUGAGCUUUGUCAAGGGCUGGGGUGCUGAGUACCACCGUCAAGAUGUGACCAGCACCCCCUGCUGGAUUGAAGUGCAUCUGCAUGGGCCCCUGCAGUGGUUGGACAAGGUCCUCACACAGAUGGGCUCCCCACACAACCCCAUUUCUUCAGUGUCGUAACAUGAAUGCAAACACAUGCUGUGUGUGUGUGUGUGUGUGUGUGUGUGUGUGUGUGUGUGUGUGUGUGUGUGUGUGUGUGUGCGCGCGCGCGUGUGCGCACAGUCUUUCACACAGGUAGUGAUAGAUUCUGUACAUUUUGCUAUACAGUUUUUCUGUCCUACAUUUGACAUUAGUUACCAAGAUUCACCAAUCAUAACAUUAUGACCACUGACUGGUCAAGUGGAUAACACUGAUUAUCUCUUCAUCAUGGCACCUGUUAGUGGGUGGGUGGGAUAUAUUAAGGAGAAGUGAACAUUUUCUCCUCAAAACUGGUAUGUUAGAAGCAGGAAAAAUGGUUUGAGUGUGUCUGACAAGGGCCAAAUUGAGAUGACUAGAAGACUGGGCAAGAGGAUCUCUAAAACUGCAGCUCUUGUGGGGGUUCCCAGUCUGCAGCAGUCAGUAUGUAUCAAAGGUGGUCCAAAGAGAGAACAGUGGUGAACCAGUAACAGGGUCAUGGAUGGCCAAGGCUCAUCAAUGCAUAAUGCACACGUGGUCCGAUCCAACAGACGAGCUGCUGUAGCUCAAAUUGUUGAAAGGUGUCAGAAUAUACAGUGCAUCGCUGCAGACCAGUCUAAGUGCCCAUGCUGACCCUGUCCAACAAUGGGCACGUGAGCAUCAGAACUGGACCACGGAGCAUUGGACGAAGGUGGCCUGGUCUGAUGAAUCACGUUUUCUUUUACAUCAUGUGGAUGGCUGGGUGUGUGUGUGUCUCUUACCUGGGGAAUACCUGGCACUAUGGGAGGAAGGCAAGCCAGCAGAGGCAGUGUGAUGCUUUGAGCAAUGUUCUGCUGGGAAAUCUUCGGUUCUGCCAUCCAUAUGGGUGUUACUUUGACACGUACCACCUACCUAAGGAUUGUUACAGACCAUGUACACCCUUUCAUGGUAACAGUAUUCCCUGAUGGCUCAAAGAUAAUGCGCCCUGCCACAAAUCAGAAAUAGUUCAGGAAUGGUUUGAGGAGCACAACAAUGAGUCUGAGCUGUUGAUUUGGCCUCUAAAUUCUCCAGAUCUCAAACUAAUCGAGAAUCUGUGGGAUGUGUGAACAAACAAGUCCGAUCCACGGAGGCCCCACCUCACAGAACUUUAAAGAUCUGUUGCUAACAUCUUGGUGCUACAGAACACCUUCAGGGGUGGAGUCCAAGCCUAAUUUAGCUGAAUUUAUACUACAUGUAAUUUGAAAAAUCAAGCGUUCCUAAUUUCAGUAUAAUACAUUUGGCCUCUUCCAAUUCCACUGGGACGCAUCAACUGGACAGGAAAAAUGGGACAUAUCUGGGGGUACUUUAAGAACUGUUGUUACUGGUGUAGUAUGUACUGUAUUUGUGUCGACCAAUGUUUGACUUCACGUGCUGUUUACU
Messenger RNA from Archocentrus centrarchus (flier cichlid), 3270 nucleotides. RefSeq names its product SMAD family member 9 (gene smad9). The record is from RefSeq and is a predicted model, not a curated record. Gene Ontology annotation, biological process: regulation of transcription by RNA polymerase II; BMP signaling pathway; cell differentiation. Gene Ontology annotation, cellular component: heteromeric SMAD protein complex. The transcript is spliced from 8 exons. Lineage: Eukaryota; Metazoa; Chordata; Actinopteri; Cichliformes; Cichlidae. Bases 475 to 1878 code for a protein of 467 amino acids. Gene Ontology annotation, molecular function: RNA polymerase II cis-regulatory region sequence-specific DNA binding; I-SMAD binding; DNA-binding transcription factor activity, RNA polymerase II-specific.